UGUGGGAAGAGUUGUGUGUGUUUUGAGUUUCUUGCGUUUUGUCCACACAUAGCUUCCGUUGUGCAGUGAUUCUCCUCUCAUUCCCACAGCAAGUCGAUCUUCAGUGUGUUAAAGUCUGUAAAUUGUUAACUUGGUUUCCAAAAAGAUCUGUCUUUUAACAGUCCUUCCAGUAAACACACCAACUGAGCAAGAAGCUUCCUGGUUCUUUAUUGGAGAUUGUUAACUAUCUGUAAAGCUAGUUCACACACACUAGUAUAGGCAGAAUAGUAAAAAGACAGAUGGAAGGUCAGCCAAAAGUCGUUACAGAAGACAACACUGCUGCCCCGGACCAUCAAAGUACAGUUAGCAAUAUUGGUGACCUGUGGGAAAUGAGAUCGAACUGUUCUAACAUAUCACGAUUCAGUCAGUGGUCACGGGCCAGUCAAAGGUCCAACACAAGCUUUUUGGCAGCAAAAGCACACACUAAAGCAGCUGCCACUCAAGCACAGGCAUCAUAGGCUGUGUGACACGUGUCCCGAGCUCUCGUCAGCAUCGCCCUGGAAACUGAGCAGUCACACCUGCACCUGCUCAUCACGGACUGAGCAGCCACACCUGCGCCCCAUCAAGCUCUGCUUAUGUAAACCCAGCAAACGAACGCAGAGGUGAGAGAUGUCUCCACAAGACUCGGCUAACCCCUUACUCUAUUGUUCCUACAGAGAGCAGUGUGUGACCGCCAGCCCCACCUCACACGGGAGAGCACUGACCCACACCGCACCAAACCGCCUCACACCAACGCCUUUGAGCACCAAACCGCACCAAACCGCCUCACACCAAUGCCUUUUCACCACCCUUUCCUAAAUAAAAUCCACCAAAAUUUCACAUCACACUCGCAGUAUCCAACCCCAGUUACUACUUCAGCCACUCUCUAUGAAUGAGUCUGCCCCUUUCCAACCCAAGCUAUUGUCUCCACCCCCUGUUGUCAGUGCAAAUGAGUCCAAUCCCCCAGCCACAUCAGACUAAGCCAAAUAUUUGGUUCGCAGAGAGUUGGUUAGCUCAGGGCUCCUGACAUUUGAUGAUAAGCCUGAAAAUUAUUGGGCUUGGAAGGCAUCUUUUGUGAAUGCUAUAAUAGGACUCUAUUUAUCCCCAAGAGAGGUGUUGGAUCUCCUCUGCAAAUGGCUAGGCCCCAAAUCAUCAGAGCAAGCGAAACAAUUAAGAGCUGUACACACCUAUGAUGCCACAGAUGGUGUCAAAAUGGUAUGGCAAAGAUUGGAGGACAGCUAUGGGUCCCCUGAAGUGAUAGAAAAUCCUUUCUUGAAAAAGUUGGAAGAUUUUCCCAAAAUCUCAGAGAUUGAUGCUGCCCGUGUAGGUGGUCUCCUACCCGGCCUAAGUUACCUAGAUAUGUCCCGGGGCAUCAAUCCUAUUGUUCAAAAACUCCCAUUCCACCUCCAAGAGAAAUGGAUUACUUCAGCAUCCUACUACAAAGAACAACACCAUGCUUCAUACCCACCAUUCCCUGUUUUCGUGAAGUUUGUGUGUGACAAAGCUAAAACCCUCAAUGACCCAAGCUUUGCCCCCUUACUUCAUACCAGCCCAAGUGUUUAUAGGCCUGAAAGACUGAACAAGCCCAACUUCAAAACUGCAGUAUCUGUUCGAAAAACUGAAAUAAUUCCUUCAAAAUGCUAUUGUGAAUCCUGUGAGCAAAAGGUGGUUGACCCAGAUAAACUGUGCCUGCUUCACUACAAACCACACUCUCUCCGCAAGUGUCGUGGUUUUAGAGCAAAGACCUUGGAUGAUAGAAAAGCUAUUCUGAAGGAAAAGAACAUUUGUUACAAGUGCUGUUCCUACGUCAACCACAUGACAAAAGACUGUAACACAAGUGUACAUUGCAAUGAGUGUAAAAGCCACCACAUAACCGCACUGCACCCUGGACCAGCACCCUGGAAAGCAGAAACUCAAGGCUGUGCAACCCCAGACUGGCAUGGCGGGAAGCAGCCAGAAAGUCCUAUCCAAGCCAUUGUGUCUAAAUGCACGGAGAUCUGUGGCAAAGGUAACAGCUCACGCUCAUGCUCCAAAAUCUGUCUAGUAAACAUUUACCCUGCUGGACACAAAGAAAAAGCAGUGAAAGCUUAUGCUGUGUUAGACGAGCAAAGCAAUAGGUAUUUAGCAAAGACAGAAUUCUUUGAGAUCUUUAAUGUUAAUUCAGGGACCAAAGUUUACACCUUGAAAACCUGCUCAGGUGUGGGAGAAACAAGGGCACGCCAAGCUGAUGGCUUCAUAGUAGAGUCUCUCGAUGGCAACAUUAGCGUCCGGCUUCCCACAUUAAUCGAGUGCAACAUGAUCCCAGAUGAUCGAUCUAAGAUCCCGACACCGGAGGUCACAGAACACCACACUCAACUCAAGCAUUUAGCAGACAAGAUUCCAGAUUUGGACCCAAAUGUUUCAAUACUAGUCCUCCUCAGUCGGGAGAUACCGAGAGUGCACAAGGUUAGAGAACACUACAACGGCCCCAUUAUCGCCCGGCUUCCCACAUUAAUCGAGUGCAACAUGAUCCCAGAUGAUCGAUCUAAGAUCCCAACACCGGAGGUCACAGAACACCACACUGCUCACAUGCCAAGCAAAGUCAGUGUUUACCGCACUACAGUGUUGUAUAAUGGACGCACAUCUCUCUUGGACUCUUGCCCCAACUCAAUCCAUGUCAAAGAAAAGGUCCUGAGCAUCAACUCCCCAUUUAACUCUUUGAACAUGACCAGCUUGAUUGCCUUAGAUGAAAACGAUUGUCUCACCAACAAAUUGUUCAUGAGAACCCCACAUGAUGACAAACCCGCCAUGUCAGUGCUGGAUGAACUCUUCCUAGAGAUCAUGGAUGAGCAAAUGUUUAUGGCGAGUCCAACAGCUGGGUGGCGCCACUACCCUUAA
Carassius carassius (crucian carp) is the source of this 2895-nucleotide messenger RNA. RefSeq lists its product as uncharacterized. The record is from RefSeq and is a predicted model, not a curated record. Lineage: Eukaryota; Metazoa; Chordata; Actinopteri; Cypriniformes; Cyprinidae. The coding region runs from base 1231 to 2895 and encodes 554 amino acids. The transcript has 2 exons.